AACAAGGAGAUUCCGAUAUCUAGUCUCAGUUUGAAGACUCAUUUCCUUUGGUAUUCUUCAUUGCACUGAGACGAAUUUUGACGAAAAUAAUAUGACAAGCUAUCAACACGAUAUGAUAUGCCAGGAAUAGCCAAAAGUGAUUUCUUAUCAAAAUAUCAUUUUUGUCUGUAUACCAGUAAUCAAGACGUAUUUCUAGAAACAUUAAUUUCUGUUGGCCUUCAUAAACAUAUAGAAUGCACAGCUUAUCACAUAUUUGUCUUCAGUGUACCUAAUUUUUAUCUAAUUUCAUACUGUUAAUGAUUGAACUCGACAACUCAUCAAAGAAACGUCCUUGGGAAGAGAUAGCUGGUUUAGUAUCCCACUCUAAGCGCAAGAUUAAUGAUAGCACUUUUGCAGUGAAUAAUUCAGAUGGUUUGAUUUGCAUUAACUUGGAAAACGUGGGUUCGAUGGGUGUAAACUACACGCAAAACUAUUUCACUCCCUUGCAACCUAAUUAUAGCUUGACGUUCAAGGACUAUUCACCAGAACAAAGCAAAAUACUUCAUCCUAACUGCUUUUCGACGAACAUUGACUUUCUUAUCCACCCCAGUUCAACGAUGGAUUCACAGGGAAACAGGGAUGAACUAAGCACCCCCAUUACAAUAACGGGGUUCGAUAAUUCCUCGGGUGUGAGCGCCGAUUCCUAUUUAUCCAAUCAAAUGAAUGAUUUUUCACAUCAAAUUCCUUGUAAUAAUAAUCAUAUUAAUUCAUUUUAUACCUUUGAUAACUUUCAACAAAACAAUUUCAAUAAUCACUACCUUCAUAGUCAACAGAACCAAUCACAUUUGCAACAUACUGAUCAACAAUUAGGUCAGUUUCAUACUUCUGACCAUGAAAGUCAACUUUCGAACAGUAAUUCUACCAACUUCAGUAUUCAUGAUGAUGGUUAUAGUCUAUCGAAUCAACGAAAUGAAUCACUACCUGUAGUAUUUCAGGAGCCUACAUAUUUUCUGUCAAACACAAUGAUAAAUACAAUAUCAGAUACACAUUUAUCACAUUCUAUAUGUAUACAUCCUGAUGACCAACAAACACAGAGUAAAUAUCAAUCUGUAGUUUGGUUAAAUCAAGAUCCAUGUCAACAAAACUAUUGUCCAUCUGAUACCUUAAUGACAAUGCAAAAUACUGAAAGUUAUCCUUUGGUGAUUGGUGAUAGUAGUGAUAGAAUUAAUGAAUUAUCAUAUACUGAAACAACAAGUCGGCUGAAUAACAAUACGGACGUUGAUAUUGAUCAGAAUGAUGCUGCUAGUGUUGAUAGUAUCAUGAAACCUUCAAUGGAUCAACAUUCUUUAGACCAUUCAGAGAAUUCUCCUCAGUAUUAUCUGAACAUAACUUGACAUCGAAUGACUUAUCUGACAAUCAUGAUAAUAUACCUAGACAUAAUAAUAAUAAUAAUAAUAAUAAUAAUAAUUCUAUUGAUAAUAUCGAAGGGGUUUGUCUAACGACAGAAAUUCAGAGUCAUCCAAGAGAUAAUUUUCUCAACAAUCAUUAUAAAACUGAUCAUCAUUAUCAACAUCAUCAUAAUAAUAAUCAUUUUGACACAAACAUUGUUCCAAGGCAGGCUUAUUCAACAUUUCAGUCGAAAUAUUCACCUAUCACGUCGACACGGUAGUGACAACAACUACAACCGUAGUAACCACUUUAUCCUCUUCACGUAACCCUUCUAGUCGAGAUCAUAAAGCGAAGAGUUUAAAUUAUUAUCAUUCUCAACAUCCUAAAUCAAUCAACAGUCAUUCAGACAAUCCAAGCAAUCAUCAGCAUAACAACAAUAAUAGUAAUAAUAAUAGCAAUAUACAUAGUAAUAUUGAGAAAAAGUGUAAAGUUUGCGGUGAUAGAGCUGUCAAUCAUAAUUUUGGUCAAUUAACCUGUGAAUCAUGUAAAGCCUUUUUCAGACGGAAUGCACAUAAAGGUCUAACCACCUUGAUGGAGACUCAUUUGAUUCGUUCAAAUGACACAUCUAUAAUGCAUGAAUCAAAUCGUACACCACAUAUUAGAUCAAGAGGUUUUGUGGAAUUAACGUGUACUGCUAAAUCUGGAGAGCAUGUGAUCACACCAACAACUCGACGUGAAUGUCCAUCAUGUAGACUAAAACAAUGUUUUCGUGUUGGUAUGAGACCAGAUCUUAUACAGGUUCGUAAAAAAGAUGGUAGUAAACCUCGUUGGCUUGAUAAAGUUCCCAGUGCAGCAAUUGUUCAUGAACAACAUUUACAGUCAUCUGAAUCUUUAGUCUGGUCAACAAAUAACAACAUGAAUAAUCAUAAUCGUAGUGAUUGUGGUAAUAAGAACAAUCUAUCUGAUAAUGGUUCACUAACUUUAAUUCAUCGAACAAAAUAUCGUUUGAACUCAGAUAAAUGUUAUAAAACCAAAGGUAAAGAAUAUAAACUUCUUUUAACUGAGAAUGAUCACAAAGAGAUUGUAAAUAGCAAUAAUAACGAGACUAGCCUAUCAAUUGAUGAUAAUAAUACUAACAUUACUAAGAAUAGUGUAAAUUUUAUACAGAAAUCUACACAUUCUAAACGGUAUAAAUUAAAUUCUAAUGAGAUCGAAAAGUAUACUUCAGAUCAUUAUUACCCUUCUAAUGUUAACACGCAAAUUACUCAUCCACCAUUUCAAGAAUAUGAUACAAAUUUGGUACCUUAUGAACAGUUGAAUAAUUUUUUAAUGCCUUUAUCAUCAUCAUCGUCAGUAUCAUCAUCAUCAUCAUCAUCAUCAUCAUCAGCUUCAUCUAAUGUAUCAGAUAUUGUAAAUGGAUUAUCUAAUUCAAUACUUGAUAAAGAUUUAUCAGUAAAUACUAGUAAUAAUAUAAUGACUACUAACAACAGUAUGAGUAAUAUAAGUAGUUGCAAUAAUAACAUAAUCUGUCCUUCAGGAAUAAAUGUAACAACAAAUUAUUUAUCAAUUGAUGGAGUAUUUCAUAUCAAUGAGUUAAUGUUACCUAAUUCAUAUGGAAAUAAUGAAAAUGAAGUAAAUCUGAUGAAUCCAGAACGACCGAUUCAACUUACUUCUAGUAAUAUGAACAUUCUGUGUAACAGUGAUUGUAUUGAACAUGAUACUAAUGAUAAUAGCUUAAGUUCUACAAUAGUAUCAGUGAUUGAAACAUCUAUAAUGACAAUGACUACAACAACGGGAACAACAAUAAGCAAUAGUAUACACAAUCCCCUUAAUUUACUUUCAAAAAAUCAUCAUGUAGUAAAUUUUAAAUCACAUAGCAUAAAUCACUUAGAUGAUCUUAUUCUAUUAACUGAUUCAACUCAAUUAUUGGAGCAUCAAAGCGUGACUAAUGAAAAGUUAACCACUCAAAUCAUAUCUGCUUUGUCCUUGAUGACACCAUCUACAAUAAGUAAUGAAUUAUCGAUAAAUAAUUUGACUUGUAAACAAAUAAAUGACAGUAUAACCAUUCCAUCAUGUUUAAUGACCAACCAAUCUUCUGUAUGCACAUCAUCCAAUGUAAUAUCAUCUAGUAUGAUAACUGACACUUCACUCCUCUCAAACACUGAUGUAUCUAACAUUUGUCCAGUUAAUUCUACACCGAUCACGUCUAACUGUUUACCUACAGUCUAUGAUCAGUCAUUACUUACAUCAUUAUGGGAUUCUUCAUCUUUACCAUUUGAAAAAAAUGAAGAUACAACAAUACCAAUAUUUUAUUCUGACAAAAGUGAAUGUCAGUUACCUAAUAAUUCAAUUAUUUCAACUAAUCAGCCGGUUCAAAUCAUUCCAUUACAUAAUGAAGACAAAUUGUCAUUUGAUUCACCAAUACAAACUACAAUGAAAUCAUUAUCGGAUGAUUUAUUAACAAACGAAUUACCUUUAUUACCACCAUCAUCUGAAACCACCUUUUUCACUUCAUCAUCAUCGUCAUCAUCAUCAUCAUCAUCAGCAGCAGCAGCAGCAUCAUCAUCGUCACCUUUAUUUGCUUUGUCAGUGUCAAAGGGAACAAAUGAAGCACAAUAUAAUAUAAAUUCAAUGCAUACCAUAUCAUUCGACAACAAUUGUAUCCUACCUGUUGAUUUAAAUAAUGUUAUUCUGUUAGAUGAAGUUAAGCUAGCAAACUCAUUAAGUAAUUACAACAGUAGUUCAAUCGCAAGCAUAGACCACAGGGAUAAUAAUCUUACUCAUAAUAUCAAUUCAACUAUAUUGACUUGUUCUAAUAUCUGUCAAAUUAAAUCAGCGAAUCAUAGUUUACAAAAAACACCUGAAAAGAUCUCCUCUAAUCUGAAUAUUAGUGAAAAUUCAACUGACUGGAAGUUGAACAGUGCUGACAACGAGAUCAGUAGUACAAACGAUACUGUAAAUCCUUCGAGCGUGCUAUCCAAUGGCAGGCUGGGUCGAUUUCUUGAUUUAGAUACCAGGAACACUUGUAUUCCACUGAAUUUAAAUGAUGUGAAUAAAGCUUGGUCAUGUAUGUGGCGCAAUGGACUAUUUCCAAACCCUGAACAGAUUGAUUUAAACUUGGAUACAACCCAGCGACCUCCCCUGAAAUGGUGUCUAACAAUAGCUAACAUCUGGAGUGAUUUAUUUCUACGACGUGUAUCAGUAUUUGCCAUGUCCUUACUAGGCGAUCUUGUACAAGAGGAUUGCAAGAGUAGACGAUCGUUGAAAAACAAGGUGAAAGAAUUGAGUACUUGCACUACAAAUAAUGAAUAUGUUAAUGGAUUCAAUCAGUUUGGUGUAACUUUCCAAGAGGAAUUGGAUUCUCAAAGAAGAGACAAAUACAUAAAUUGUUCGAUAACUGAUUCAAAUGACCCAUUAUUAACAUGGGAUGAUAUGUUAUGGAUAGCAAAGAAUCGAUUCACAGAUUGUGUUCCUGUUCUGCUAAUCAGCUGUUCAUCAUGUACUAAUCGAAAUACGACAUCUUCUAUACCAGAUCAUCAACAUACAACUGAGUUACGAAAGUCAUCUAGUCAAUUACUAAUUAAUGAUAAAUUAUUCGAUUCAAUGAAACCAUCACCGUAUCAAUGUUCAAUUUCAUCAUCUAAUACAUUAAAACAAGAUAAACAGAAUUCAAAAUUAAUUUAUUUUCAAUCAGAAGAUAAUCAUAUUAACAUAUUAGAUUUAACAAAAUUAAGCAAUGCAUUAGGUGAAUUAGGCACUGAAUAUUCAUCACAUACAACUAAUAACGGUUAUAAUAAUAAUAAUAAUAAUAAUGGUUCACCAAUAACCAAUAAUAAGCAGAUAGCCUAUCCAAUUUUAAAAUAUCUAGAUGCUUAUAUAUCUCAGUUAGGUAGCUUUCUAGCUCACCAUCCAGUUUUAUUAGGUGCAUAUAUGGCAUUAAAAUUAACUGAUCCAAUACUUGUGAAAGAUGAAGAAAUUUAUAAUCAACUUCUAGAAGAUCAUAAUGUUAAUGAAGGACAACAACAACAACAACAACAACAGACAAUAUGUUUACAGACUAAUCGAAAUCAACGUCUUCAUCGGUUAUAUUCACAUUUUUUAAAAAUUUUUAAUGAAGCAAUAGAUUAUGUAUCUGAAGAAUCUAUUCAAUUAAAAAUUAAUCAACAAAUAAAUAAAUCAAAUAAUGAUAUAUUAUAUUCAUAUGAAAAAAUUGCUACCAAUUCUAGACGUUCAAUGCUUUCAGAAUUUUUAGAUUGGAGUCGUGAAUUUGAUGCUACAUGGCAUAGUUUUCAAAGUGAUAUUUGGCGCCAAACAACUGCUUAUAAUAAUAAUGGUAAUAAUAUACAUCAAUCUAAUAAAAAAAUUGAAUAUAAAAUUUCUAAAGGUUUAAAUAUUUUAUUUGAUAAAGAUUUAAAAUUUUAUGAUGAUGGUGAAAAUGAUUUAGUACAUCUAUUAUGGGAUGCUAAUAAUGAACUAUCUUUUGAUGCAUAAAGACAAUCAUAAAAAGAGAAAAGAAGAAAACAACAACAAUAAAAUGGGGCAAUUUUCUUUGAUUAUUAUUCUAAUGCCAAAUAUUCACUUCAUCACUUUCCAUUGAAUAAAAUCAAUCUAUCUCUAUGUGCCUGUUUUCUAAUUUCUAAAACAAUGAAAUAUCAUCAUUCAUGUAUGUACAGAUAUAUUUAAUCUUUCAACAUAUUGACAGUAAAAUGAUUAAAAAAAAUAGUUGAUAUAAUUUUUUAGACGUUUAAAUUAUUAUUAGUAUUAUUUUCGAAAGUUAAUUAAUACUUCAACACUGUAUUAAACUCUGCAAUCUAUUAGAAUUAAAUAAGCAAAAAUGGUUAUUUUCAGUUAUAAAGAGAAAACUUAUUUUUCUGUCUUUGUUAUCUUAAUAAUAUCUCAAUCGUAUACAAUCUUAUAUAUAUAUAUAUAUUCAUGAUAAAAUAAGUUAGCCUAUUCUUUAUAGUUCAACAUCGAAUAUCCCGCGCAUUCAAUGUGUUCAAUAUCUUUAUUCACUCAUGUAUGUUUCUUUUUUCAACCAUGUACAUUGAAAACUAUUCAUAAUUUUUUGUUCAUUUAUAUUUCAAUCUUUCAUUUAAAAAUAAAUAGUUAUUAUAUUUUUCGAAUGAAUAUAGUGAUAAAUAAUAAUAACAAUAAUAAUAUUGAUUUAUCUGAAAGACAGAAAUUGUUUUUGCCUACAAACUAUUCAUGAUAGUAAAAAAAAUUACAGUGGCCUUAUUUACUCACAGUAAUAGUGCCUUUGAUAAUUGAAAUAAAGGGGUGGGGGUGGGUAGUGUUAAAAUGUUUUUCUAACUCUACUUUUUGUUAUGCAGAAAAUUUCAUUCUGUUUAUUGGUUGUUGUUCCUGCCAUUUUGCCUUUUCUUCGCAAAUAUAUAUACAUAUAUAUAUGCAAGUUUUUUCCACUGAUGUUUCAUUAUUACUUAAAUUUUUAUUAAGUAGUUGAAUGUUGCUACCGAUAUUUUUUUGGCCAAACAAGGUGACUGGCUAUAUUCUGCUCAUUUCCGGUUUUGUUUCUAUGACUGAUGAAUAAGCAUGUUUAUUUGAUUAUCUUCAGUGUGCUCAAACUUAUUCACCUUUUGUUUGUUUUGAUUCCGCUCAAAUUUACAUCCUUUUUUUCUAUCUAGUAUUCUAUGAAAGUGAAUUUUUUUCUCUGUGUUAUUUAUACACUCAUUUUCUUGUUGAAACUACUGAUAUUUAUAUAUCAGUAGUUAUUAAGUGCCUGCUGUUAUCAUCAUGCAUAUACAUUGAUUGAUGGAAAUCCUUCUUGCAUUUCUCUUCGUUUUAUUUUCUUGUUGUUAUUAUUCAAUGUCAUAUACACCUAUUAUCCUCUUGUUCCCGUUUGUUAUUGUUGUUUGUAGUGGUAGUACUAUUAGUUAAAGUAAUAGUAUUACUGAAUACUUUUCCGAAUUCUAUUUUGAUAAAUUUAUCUGAUUAUAUAAUUCAAAAAAUGUUUUGAAAUAAUACCAAUGAAAAUUAUUUCUAGGUUAUUCUAUGAAUUAUGUACAUUUCAAUCAUUCACUUGACAGAUCACCACUAUUUUUCAUUUUCAUUAUCUACUAUCAUCAUCCUUUGCAUGUGUACACUAUUCAUAGGUUCCUUUAACUUGUAUUCACCUGAUCGUUUUGUUUUCUGAGGUUGAUUUCCAAUUUCUUUUCAUUGUUAUUUUAUUUUUCAGUUUAAAGUUUGAACAGCUUAGACCAUUUACAAAUAGUUUCUUUACUUCAUCUUGAAUUUCCAUCUUUUCUUUUUCUUGUUACCCAGCGGUUUAUUUGAUUAAAAAACCCUCAUUUGCAACAAUAAUAAAUUCUGUGUACAAAUCAAUCGGAAACCACUAUAAUAAACAUAUGAAAUAAAGAAAUUUGCAAUAAAUACUGAAUAUUUGGUUGGUUGUGGCUAGCAGAAGAAUGCAGGACGCGCGUUUCGUCCUACUUGGGACAUGUCAGCUGGAUGUACCUGCACCACAGUUAUGUUGUCCCCAAUGUGACUUCAACCUCGUACCCAUCGCUUCAAACGCCAAGUGGCUUACG
Molecule: messenger RNA, 7913 nt
Organism: Heterobilharzia americana
Lineage: Eukaryota; Metazoa; Platyhelminthes; Trematoda; Strigeidida; Schistosomatidae
Source: the annotation of a GenBank genome assembly